This is a messenger RNA of Coffea arabica (coffee), 1011 nucleotides long. Lineage: Eukaryota; Viridiplantae; Streptophyta; Magnoliopsida; Gentianales; Rubiaceae. The record is from RefSeq and is a predicted model, not a curated record.
AUGGCCGCUGCAAUUUCAGUUGUUAUGCCUUCAACAUACCAUGGUCUGUGCACUUUUUAUAUUAGAGUCAAUUUCAUGAAACACCUUGGGAACUAUUACAAGGAUGGUAGUAAUUUCCCAUAUAGAUUUGCUGAAUGUAUGUAUGAGAUAGAAGAUGAAAAUGAGUUUAUCAUGGUCUGGGAUGCAAUGCUAAAAGAACACAAGCUCGAAACAAAUGAAUGGUUGUGUGGCAUUUAUGCAUGCCGAAAGAAAUGGGCAAAAUGCUUCAUAAAAGGCGCCUGGACUGCAGGUAUGCGUAGCACCCAACUAAGUGAGAGUCUAAAUGCUUCCAUAAAAAAUUAUCUGAAACUUGAUCAUGAUCUGGCUCAAUUCUUCAAACAUUUUAACCGAGUUGUGGAUGAAAAAAGAUAUAAUGAACUAAGAGUUGAGUAUCACAGUCGACAGAAGCUGCCAAUGUUGGGAUUGCAACAGACUCCCAUACUGAUCCAGGCAGCUCCUAUAUACUCUCCAUGCAUGGUUGUUGCAUUCCAGAAUGAAUACGAUGAAUCCACUACAAUGGUGAUCUUGGACCAAAAGCAUACUACAAUGCAUGUGGAAUACAGUGCCAGUCACUAUGAUGGAGGAAGGGAGAGAAGAGUGAUAUUGAAUCCAAUAACUAAAGACAUUACUUAUAGUUGUAAUCUUUUUGAGCAAGAAGGAAUCCUAUGCUCACAUGCUUUAAAGGUGUAUGAUAUGGUUGGAACAAAGUUUAUUCCUGAUCAAUAUGUGACAAAGAAGUGGACAAAGAAGGCAAGGUCCGGAGACAGCGUCGAUUGCAAGGGUAGAGAAAUAUCAUCAGAUCCGUCUCUCUUUAUUUCCUAUCGAUAUAGGCUAUUAGCACCCGAAAUGGUAAGACUUGCUACCAGGGCUGCCAUGUCAGAAGCCAUUACAAAGUUAGUCAGUAGCGUAAUGUCUGAAUUGUCAAAGAGAGUCGAAAUGCUAUUUUGUGGAGAAAUAGAUGAAAUAACAUAG